CUUUCGAUUUAUAGUACAGUGCUCCGGUGAAGGGUUGGUGUAAUAACCUAUACUAGAAAUAUGCUGUGUGAAGAAUACCAGAAGAUGAGGAAUCCGUUUGUAUUGCUUCAAGAUUUAAUAAGCAUAUGAAUUUACUGGAAUCGUGAAUAACUGUCGAUGUCAAGAGAAUGUCAGUGGACAUAAACAUGUUGGUGCUACAAAAGAUCUGAUGUUACAGUGGACCUGGGGACUUUGUCAGCACUCUGGACAUUUCUGUAGUCAGUGGAAAUGGAGUUUCCAGGACAUAGUCAGCAGCUCUUGGCCAGCCUGCGCUCUCAGCGUCUACAAGGUUUCCUAUGUGACUGCACUGUGCAGGUCGGCCCGACUCGUUUCGGAGCCCACCGUGCCGUGUUGGCCUCUUUCUCCCCUUUCUUCCAUAUGUUUUACUCCGAUCAGUCAAUGGGGAAUACCAGCACAAUCAAUGGAGGGCCACAGAGAGACACAGUCACUAUUAAUGGAGAUAUCGUGACCCCACAAGCCUUUGGGCUCCUCCUUGACUUUAUGUACGAAGGGGUUCUGCGAUUAGCAGCCCACCCCCCUCCAGAGGACGUGCUCGCCGCAGCCAGCUUCCUACAUAUGAAUGACGUGGUGCGAGUGUGUAAGAGAAGACUGCAGGGUCGAGGAUUGGCUGAGGCGGAUAGUACAAGAGUAGAAGUUGGAGCAAACGAGUCAGCUAAACGUGGAGAACUUGAUGGCUUGAGUGGAGAAGACGUACCUGGUGUAGAAACAGAAAGAGAUGGAGCAGUAAGACAUUGUCCACAGUCAAGUCAACAAAUGUCUCUUUAUAUCGAUACCAAGACUGAAACACAAGCAGGGAUGGCUAAUCUCCUCACGCACAGUGCGGAGAGUUCAGAAAUGGCUGACACGACCCAACCAGGAAUGGACUCGCAACCAGCCAUUAGUAAUUCUUGUUCAGGUCCGUCCACAUAUCGUUUUUCACCUAGACCUGACAAAACAAGAAUAUCGGCACGGUCUGCUAGCCUAGAGUCGGCACUUUCAAGUCCAUGUAGUACGACAGAACUAAUUCAGACAGAGACGCAACCUGUUGUAGCCACUGCCGUGGCUCUGAGCAGUGUGGACAAUGCUAGUGCUGCUCAAGAACGUGAAUCUAGAGUUUUUAUGCAGGCUCAAACACUGAAACCCCAAUUCCGGAAUAGAAGUGCUGGAAAUCCAGGGUCUUCACAACACAUUCAGAGCCAGAAUGAAAGGAGACAUGAGAACACUUUGCCCAAUGCAAGAAACAUGCAAAGUAAGCGUAACAAAACUCUUUCGCAAACAUCAAGGGAAGAAAAUGAAGAUCGCUUUGAAGUGAAAUUGGAGGCCAUUGUGAUUUCUGAUGAAGAGUCUGAUGAUGUAGAUGAGACAGUGGUAAUGGAUGACGGCCCAAGUAGAAAUGCAGAUUUAGAUCAUGGGGAUGAUUUUGAUGACAGUAAUCAUGAUGUCGAGGAGCUGACUGAUACUCAAUUUAUUCCUGCACACCCAUUAAUUCAUCUGCCACAUCAAGAACCCAUUUCUUUCCCUUCCUCACCGCAAGGUCCUAAUCCUUCUACAGCAGAAACCACCAGCUUUGCAUCAUCUCUUUUUCCAGCCAAUUCCCAGCCGGAGCAGCAGGCCAUGUACCUUGAGGAUUUUCAUGACUCGCUUGGGAGUUACGUAGAGGAUGUGCCUACUUGUAACACUUGCGGAAAGACGUUUUCCUGUGCUUACACCCUGAGGAGACACGCCAUUGUGCACACUAGGGAGCGACCUUAUGAGUGCAGCUACUGUUUCCGCAGUUACACGCAGUCUGGAGACUUGUACAGGCACAUCAGAAAGACGCAUGAUCACGGCUUACCAGUUAAACGCAGCAGAGUCGAGUCAGACCCCCCACCAUCACCCCCCCCCCCUCCUCAUCCUCCCCAGACCUAGCCAUCAUUUGUGGCUCAAUCCUUUUAACAGGUCCUUCAGAAACCUGUAUGAAGUACUGCUGAAGGCUUUUGAAAAUGGCACAAAAUCAUGAAUUGCCACAUCUAUACUUUUGUGGCAAAUGCUUUGAAAGGGAAUCUUUCUGCCAUGCCAUUUACA
Messenger RNA from Sinocyclocheilus anshuiensis, 2103 nucleotides. RefSeq names its product zinc finger and BTB domain-containing protein 3-like. NCBI's taxonomy places the organism in Eukaryota, Metazoa, Chordata, Actinopteri, Cypriniformes, Cyprinidae. Gene Ontology annotation, biological process: regulation of transcription by RNA polymerase II. Gene Ontology annotation, molecular function: RNA polymerase II cis-regulatory region sequence-specific DNA binding; DNA-binding transcription factor activity, RNA polymerase II-specific; protein binding. The record is from RefSeq and is a predicted model, not a curated record. The transcript is spliced from 2 exons. Bases 268 to 1947 code for a protein of 559 amino acids.